UUGGCAAAGGCUCAAGCAAUGGUUAGGGAAGGACGAGAGACGGCGAGCGAGAAACAGAGAGAGAAAAGAGAGAGUUGGAGAGAAAAGGGGAAAAAAGAAGCAGCACUCGGCUUUGCCAGCGGUCGUACGCGCUCGUCCAACAUUGAUUCGGUUCUCUCCAUUUUUUCCUAUUCUGUGCUCUGCACUCCCCAGCCCCCCCGCCUGUGUGUGUGUCUCUGAGUCUUACACGGGGCCUACAGAUCUGAACAAACACCACUACCAAUUACGCUUUGCCAAGGAUUUUUUUGUGCUUUAUUUCCUUCUUUUUUUUGGGGGGGGGGGGAAGCGCAAAAGAAGAGUGUUUAUUUUAAGUGUGUCUAUUCCAGUUGUUAUAUUUAGAUACUUUUUUUCUUAAAUACCAUUCACCAUUUCUAUUUUUACCAUAUUUCCAUUAUUUCUCAAUAUUAGUUUUCUUCUCUUUAAAUUUGGGUAUUUUGUCUUUCUGUCCCAGAUUUAACCAGAACCUUUGCAGCGUUACGCUGUGACCCCCAGAACAUCCGGGGUGUAUCUUGUUUUGUUUAACUUUGUUCCACUGCUUACUGUGGAUAACUGGAGAUUCCUGAGAUCUUCUGCUAAUUAUCUUUUUUACCCUCAAGUUUUUUCAUCUGCACAUUUAUUACGCCCAGCCAAACCAGCACUUGGGAGUGCGGGAAAAAAAGUGGUGUGGGAGAUUUCUUUUUUAUUUUGAACGUUGUGCCAAAUUUAUGAUGAGAGUGCAAAAUGGAUGAAUUUCAUCCCUUCAUCGAGGCCCUUCUCCCCCAUGUCCGUGCCUUCUCCUACACCUGGUUCAACCUGCAGGCCCGCAAACGCAAGUACUUCAAGAAGCACGAGAAGAGGAUGACAAAGGAUGAAGAACGCGCAGUGAAGGACGAGCUGCUGGGUGAGAAGCCCGAGAUCAAGCAGAAGUGGGCGUCGCGGCUGCUAGCCAAGCUCCGCAAGGACAUCCGGCCCGAGUUCCGUGAGGACUUUGUGCUCACCAUCACGGGCAAGAAGCCCCCCUGCUGUGUUCUCUCCAACCCCGACCAGAAGGGCAAGAUCCGCCGUAUCGACUGCCUGCGCCAGGCCGACAAGGUGUGGCGGCUGGACCUGGUGAUGGUCAUCCUGUUCAAGGGCAGCCCCCUGGAGAGCACGGACGGAGAGCGGCUGGUCAAGUCGCCCCAGUGCUCCAACCACGGCCUGUGCGUCCAGCCUCACCACAUCGGCGUGUCCGUCAAGGAGCUCGACCUCUACCUGGCCUACUUCGUCCACUCACCAGAAUCCGGACAAUCAGACAGCUCAAACCAGCAAGGAGACACAGACAUCAAGCCACCACCCAAUGGGCACUUGAGUUUCCAGGACUGCUUUGUGACUUCAGGGGUCUGGAACGUGGCCGAGCUGGUCCGAGUGUCACAGACUCCAGUGGCCACAGCGUCCGGCCCCAACUUCUCCCUGGCCGACCUGGAGAGUCCUGGCUACUACAACAUCAACCAGGUGGCCCUGGGACGUCGCUCCAUCACCUCCACCCCCUCCACCAGGACUGAAAUGGAGCUUUAUGCAAGUCUCCCACGGAGCUCCAACAAGCGCAAGUCCAUUGAUGACAGUGAGAUGGAGAGCCCGGUGGACGAUGUCUUCUACUCGGGCCGCUCCCCUGCGGCCGGCAGCAGCUCCCAGUCCAGUGGCUGGCCCAACGAUGUGGACGCAGUGCAGCACCAUUUGGCCAGUGUGCAAGAGAGGAAGAUAAAGCAUGAAAACGAUGGCGUGCAGUUUCCUUACCAUGGACUCUCCUCGCCUGGUUCUCUUAAGAAGCCGGGGAAAUUCGAUUUCAGCGCCCUGUCGCAGCAGACGAGGUCGCCUCGCAUGGCGUUCACCCACCACCCGCUGCCAAUGCUGGCGGGAGUGAGACCAGGGAGCCCCCGUGCCUCAGCCUCUGCCCUGCACUUCCCCUCCCCCUCCAUCAUCCAGCAGUCCAGCCCGUACUUCACCCACCCCACCAUCCGCUACCACCACCAUCCUGGACAGGACCCCCUGAAGGAAUUUGUGCAGUUUGUCUGCGCUGAUGGCUCGGGACAGUCUGGAGGCCAGGUAAGGUUUGAUCCAAACGGGAGCGGCCAGAGCAAAAUGCCGGGCUCCUUCUUGCUGCCUCCACCUCCCCCAGUGGCCCGCCCAGUGCCCCUCCCCAUGUCCGACUCUAAAUCCAGCAGCACGCCUCCCGACGGCGGACUGACCUCGCCCACAUCUCCGUCUUACUCCACGUCAGGGGCCACAGCUCCCAACAGGUUUGUCAGCAUCGGAUCACGGGACAACAACUUUUUGAACAUCCCGCAGCAGACACAGUCUUGGUUCCUCUGACAUGACCUGUCUGCAAACCAGCGACUAGAAUUCUUUCUUUACAAUCGGGAAUUGAAACAUGGAAAACAGAAAAAUAACCCACAGGAAAUUGUCCUCCGAUCCUUAUGUCUCACAUAAAAAGUAAAGCAACCCAGGAAAUCUUAGCAUGAUACUAGUAGAGGAACUCUGGAACCAAUUACCUAAACAGAGGGAACCCCCCAUUUUUAAGACGGGAGGAUCAUAGGAUUUGGGAGAGGCAGAGGACAAGAAGUCAUCUCUCAAAACCACCGAACCAGCAAAACACGGCAACACAAAAAGAGGAACCUGAAGAGAAAAAAGGUCACCUUCUACUUCGGAACAAGGACACAUUGUGCAAUGGCUGGGAAAAUCGACUGUUCAACAGUCACCUGUUUCACACAGAAAAAAACAGAUGUAGGAGUGGGGAUUGAAAUUGAAGGGACAUCAAAUCACUCUCUUGAAGGCACAAGACACGCCAUAAUUUAAAUGAGGUACGCUCCCCACUGUCAAAUCACCCACAAACAAACCCAUUAGGUUCCAGUGAAAUAUGUAGCAGUCCAUGCUACUGUGAUGUCUCCCUGUCACUCAACACACUGUCAAUUGACCAGUCUUUCCCAGUCUUAUAACCAUUGACCUAAUCAGCCCCACUACUAACAAAACAGAAACCAUGCCAAAACAUAUCCUAAAGGUUGCACUACAAGCUGAAUUAACACUAAUCUCAUGUCCACUAUUACACCUACAUGGCAUGGGGGGAAAACAGGCGUACCUAUGAUUGUAUUGUUAUUAUUAGUGAAAGAGGAAAAACCAUGAUAUGAGAAGUCUCAGCCCACAGUUCAGCAACACCAAGGCCUCCAUUCUAACCAGCAUCCCAGCAGAAGAACCCAAACCCAAGGAAAGCUAAAUGCAAUCGUCCAGUUCACUCUUGCAAAACUACAACCGCCACAAUAAUCAAGUGCUAAGUAUACCCACUUUCAUUUGAAUGAUGAAUGCCAUUUGCAACACACAUAUACACACACACACAAACACACACCGGGCCCAAGUGGUGUUAUUACGUCUAUAACACAUGCUAUGCACACGUUUCCAGAACACUCUUUUAGCCCCUUGUAGUAGACACAGAACCCAACACACAUCCACAUACUUUUUUUUUUAAAACACAGGCCUACGCAUUAACACCCAGAACUACAUAGUUACAGUAGUAAUAUUCCCUUUUGCACAGAAUUGUUAUAUUUUUUGUUUCUUCUCUUAUUGGACUUGUCCCUCUGAAUUUGUCCGCUUUUUAAAAUGUUGUGUUUGAAUGACAGCACCUUAUUGAGAAAUACAGCGGGUGGGUGCGAGACUUCGAGUGGUAUUGCCAGGAAGGGUGAUCCAGUCAGUGUUCAGUACCAUGUAGUGAAACAGUGACAUUAGGUUGCUGAGGGCCCAGAGUCCACCUCCCUCCCAUCUCCCUGAAGUUUACCCUUUUUGUUUACACUCCCAGACUGCCCCUGUUCCAAGAGCAGAGAGCCACGCUGCGGAGCAAAAUGAUGAUGUGACAUAUUUGUUCCCAUGUUUGGGGAGGAGAGCCUGGGUUGAGGUCAGAGGCCAUAUUGAGAUGGUCUGGCAGGGUGUUAUGGUCGCCUCUUUUCCCUGACACGAUCUCAGCUCCCCAUCCUAUCCCUUAUAGAUCAAACUGCCCUAAAGAUACCUUACCAGCCAAAAGUUUAACCUUUUCAAAUCAAGAGGGACAAAUUAAAUGAACACACUUAGAACAGCGCCACUUGACAAACUCACACACAAUCACAUGCAAACCUACAGUAUAAGUAGCAGUCACAACCACCCAGCCCAGGCCAGAUUGACUGUAAAGGGAAGUCUUAACAAUCUCUGAGGAAACCUUUUGUUUUUAAUCAUUCACUUUUUAUUUGAAUUCCUACCAUUACUAAGAUUCAGUUUGAAAGUGAUUUUUUUAUUAAGGAACAUCAGCUCAAAUCACCAACCUCACAAAAUAACUGGACUGCCUGGCCAUGUACUUCACUGCAGGGAAACAAUGUUGCCAGACGGCAACUAUCUCAUCAGCUUGAUAGAGAACUAGCACUGCUGAAUAAGAAUUAUGAUGGCUAUGGUGAUUUCUUUUCUAAUCUAUGGAAGUGCCUCUGUAUUCCCAUUAUGCAAUUUGUUAAACAUGAAUUCAGGUUCUUUUUCUCACAUAUAAGCUAUAGUGAAUGGUGGUGAAAUGCUAUGUCUGGGGAGAAAAACAGUGACAGCUCACUGAAUAAUUGCAAUCAUCUUUAUAUAUACACACAUAUAUAUUUAUAGAUAUAUACAUUUUUUAUUUGCAAAAUAAGCUCUGUGGCAGUCUAGUUAUUUUUUGAAGCAUGGCACAGUCAAUUGAUGCAUCUUAAACAGCUGAUUAGUGCAAAAGUACCCGUCCCUACACCCACACCUACAUCUAAUAGCAAAAAGUGUCCAUGGCAAAUACUAUAGAUACAUGAUUUAUAUAGCAAACAAUAAAGUAACAUUGUAGUCAAGGAAAAUAACGGAUUCGAUUUCGGUUAUUCUUUCUUGUUUGGUUGGGAAGUAUUGUUGUUGAAAAAAUGUAUGUAUGUUGAUUGAGCCAUGUGCAAUGCCUUGGGUAGAUACAUUGUGUUUGUCUGUUAGAGAUUGUUUGAGGGUGUCAAGAGAAAAGAAAGGCUAAACCCUCUAUUUUUUUGUUUUAAGUCCACAUGCUCCGGGACUCUAAACACCAGGGCAGACAAAAAAAAAUCCCAGUCUUUGUAAAUUGAGAAUUCGUUUUUAUUUUUCUUCCUUAUUCCUUUAAAAACGGUAUUUGUAAUGAUUUGUUUUCUAAAUCUGGGAGGGCUGAAGGAACAAUUUAGCAAAACAAAAAUAUAUAUCACUAAAUGAAACUGGUGCUUUUUACGAAAUAAAGUACAUUCAAACUCUAUUAUACAUAAAUAGUAAUAAACAAAAUUAAGUGUUACCAUAAAGCACAUUUUAGGAAACAUUCUAUUCUAUUUCUCGUUUUGUAUUUACCAAUGGGGGGAGGGGUUCAUUAUAUGAAAAGGUUGUGACAAAAGGCAUUUUUCUUCAACCUUUAUCCCAUAGCAGGAAGAGAACAGUUCUUUAGAGUUUGAUUAGAUGGUUAUCCUGACAAUGGGAUGAUGAACUAGAGGAAAGGCCUGACGUAAUGGACAUCUGGGCCAUGUCUGUAUCACCAGAGAACUGACUAAAACAUGACCUAUUUAGCAGAUGAAUUCCAACUUGAAUGCAAUUUUCUAAGCUGUGGACAUGUUUAAAACUGACCAACCGAAGUAAUCAGAUCUUCCCCAUUUUGGGAGAUGCAUCGGAAAUGGAAUCCAUUUUUCUAAGUGUUAGCUCAACCACAAAGUGAUUAAUAGCGUUUGGAGAGAUGGGAGGUGUAAUGUGAAAUACAUUUUGGUAGGUUUAGUUGAUUAGUAGACUCCUAUCUCAAACCCAAACAAGAGGUGAGGGAGUAUAAGGUGUAUUUUGAGCACAGAAAGGAUGAGAGCAGGUUUCAAUCAAAGAAGUGAACCCUUCCCCCUUCCAUACCCACUCCCAAUCCGCAGUGUAAAUUAUUCUAAAUAUUUGUUUGGUGAUGUAGUGUUAGAAUCAGAGCAUCUUAAAGGUUGUCCCUAAAAAGUGCCUUUUGUUCACAGACUCCAUCUUGUAAUCCUGAGUGCCCGUCUCAAAAAAGUCCCCUCCUUCAUAUUUCUUCUAUUUCCUCUCCUUCUUCAAGCUUUUCAAAGCAGUAUAUAUAGUACUAAAGGAAAUUGGUGUGAUUUAGUUAUUUUUAUUGUUGAAUAAUUAAGAAAAGCAAAAAAACAAAUCUGUCUUGCUUCUCUUCCUGUAUCUUGUCUUCUGUCUCUCUUGGACACUGGAGUAGUCUGUAGUCUCCUUAUCCCUCCCCAAACCCCUUUUCUCUGAAUGGAGGGGUAAAAAAAAAAGCAAAACUUUGUCUGAGCAGAAUGCAGUUAGCUCACAUGUUAUUCUUGUCUGUACGCUUCACAUUGUAUACCAUGCCGAUCUCUUCAGCUUCUCCAUUGAACAGCUAAUGUAAGUGAACAAGUUACACCAGUGGGCUCUUGGGGUGUGGCGAGGAGAGGGUCUGUGAGGGAGCCUAGUUUUUCACUGGGAUGCAUUUGAUGACAUCACACCGUGGGGAUAAAAUACACAUAGGAAUUUCCCUCUGAAUGGGCAAGGGAGCUGCAUGGCAACUGGGGUAGAAUAGGCAGGUUCGUUUGUAACUCUUUUUAUCUAUUUAUUUUUUUUACUGAAUUUGGAUUUUCAUAUCUUAUGCAGCGAUGCUGCAUUGAGACCUUUUAAUGAUGCACCUUUCUAGUGGUUGUAUGAGACCAGCUAUUAAAACAAGUGAAAAAAGUACCUGAAAUGACUCUAAGCACCUUAUAACGGAAUGGCUCCAGCCCAGGUAGACUGGCAGGCUCAGAUUCACAAUCAAGAGAACCCAGCCACAUUACUCCACAACAUUACACCCAUUUACUAUAACCCCAAAUGAACAGUGAGAAAAAUUACAGACGAAAGUCAUAUGGUUCUAUACACUGUAUGCGACAUGGCGUAGACAGUUAAAGCACCUUGAAAUUCCACCUGCAAAAUCAAGAGCAGGCUUGAUAGAAGUACUACUUGACUCCUACAAGAACAUGCACGUUUUUAUUUUAAGUGAUUGAAGCCAGCAGCAGUAUUAGCCUUGACAAGUAAAGCGCCACAGUCGAGAAGCCAUAGUGACAAACAGGUUGCACAGUGUGUGCUUUGCUUGGGCAGAAUGUUGGUCCCUACCUAUCUUGCCCUGCAGCACCAGAGAGCUCUGUCUCUCCCUGGCCCUGGCCAUCCGUCUUUUUCUUUUCCUUCGGGUUUGUUUGUUUUUAAAGUGUGUAGGGCGUUGGGCCGUGUUUAGUGUUGUGUAGCGUGAACCCCCAGCUGGCCUUGCCCCCCCACCCACUAGCUCCCACCGCGCCCCUCAGUGCAGCUUCCCUCCCUCAGGAAUACGCCUCCCAGAGCCCAUGGUGAAAUGCAUGUGUUAAUUAAAGUUUCUUUUCCAUAAUAAUAAAAACAGUUUGAAAAGUGCAACACUUGAAUAAAAGGAUGUUCUUGACUGUAA
Messenger RNA from Coregonus clupeaformis (lake whitefish), 7474 nucleotides. RefSeq names its product nuclear factor I/Xb (gene nfixb). Gene Ontology annotation, cellular component: nucleus. Gene Ontology annotation, biological process: regulation of transcription by RNA polymerase II. Gene Ontology annotation, molecular function: RNA polymerase II cis-regulatory region sequence-specific DNA binding; DNA-binding transcription factor activity, RNA polymerase II-specific. The record is from RefSeq and is a predicted model, not a curated record. The transcript is spliced from 13 exons. Bases 760 to 2367 code for a protein of 535 amino acids. NCBI's taxonomy places the organism in Eukaryota, Metazoa, Chordata, Actinopteri, Salmoniformes, Salmonidae.